AUGCUUACCGCUCCAUGGAAGGCCAACGGUAGGAGGAGAAGUGGAGAUAGGACGACAACAAAAGUCUUCAAAUAAGGACGAAUAUGAGACUGAAAGAAUUUCUUGCAGCUACUCAUCGUGAAGUGGUCCUGAAAUUGGGACGUGAACGUGCGCUCCUGGAAUUUGCAUUUCCUGUUAUAUAGAAAACUGGUUCCAAUUGCUAUCACCUCUCGACCGCCUCUUUUAUCGUAUGAAGGUGACGUUGUUGCGCAAUGAGGCAUUGAAGAGAAAGGCCAAGUCGAUUGCGAAUGCUUUCCGUAAGCCUUUCAUGGCUGGAGAAAGGUCGAGGAAAUCAUAACUUUUCCACGAGAGGGUAACGAAAAGCUACUUAAUGGAUUACUUUUUCUUCCGACUUGUAAGAAAAACCCCAAGCAACAAGGCCAUUAUAAGUAUGUGUACGUGCGCAUUACGAGUUGAUGGUGGUCGCGUCGUAUUAUCCGUAACAAUUUUUUGGCCUUGGAAAGGGUGACCAGAAAACGGCCUUUCUUAUUCGAGUUGCAACAACAAACGAAAACAAACGAAAAACGAACACACACGAGUACGUCUAGUACGUGAAACUAGAGCUGAUGUCUGAGUCACUAUCAGCGCCCUGUCUCGAUUCGGUUUUACCCAUAAAAAUUUCCAGACAGAGACAAAGAAUAAAUAAGCAAUACGUCUAUUGAACAAGGAACGGGAGAGCAUUUUUUCUUGUCUUGUCUGUAUAGGCCAAACCAAGAUAAGGCUCUUGCUAUAUAAAUACCAAACUGGAUGAGGGUCGAACAGCGCACAUUUCCUAAAGCCAUUUACGAAAAAUGUCGUCCUACUCUUCGAUAGCUCUCUCUUUUCUUCUCUCGCUGAGCCUGGCUAGUAGUCACAACAUCCUGGUCUUCAUGCCAUUUGGAUCCCAUAGUCACAAAGCCACUCUCAUCCCCCUUGUUCAAGGCUUAUUAGAGAGGAACCAUAGCGUGACCUUCAUCACCAACCAAGAAUCAACCGACCUUCGAUACCACAAAAUGAUGUACAACUUGGACGAAGUAGUUGUUCCCAACUUGAACUAUUCGAUGCUGGAUCCGGAAAGCGCCGAGCAGAAUUUUUUCGAAUUAGCCGCCCAGCACUCGAUCCGAUCCCAAUUGAAAAUCUUUCGCCAUUUAUCGAGUCAAAUAGACAAAGUCCUCGAGUACACUUACACUGAUGCAGGCGUCCAAUCAGUAUUACGUCACGGCCAAUUCGAUUUAGUCCUUUUGUCUCAAGUCGUUUCGUACGCCGGCUACCCGCUGGCUUGGCACUUCCGUUGUCCUUUCAUCUUGUCCAGUCCGAAUGUUCUAAUGACAGAUUCCGCGUACCUGCUGGGUGAUUCGGAGCACACGGAGUACGUCCCUUUCUUUCUGAUGGCCAUGACGGACAAAAUGAAUUUGGCGCAGCGAAUAAUCAAUACGGUUAUCACUCAUCUGCUCAACUUCUUUCAAGACACGUUCAUCUUUCCACGCAUUCAACCAACCAUAGAGAAAUAUUUUCCUGGAGCGCCAUCCUUGAUUGAAAUGAAGGCCAACGUCAGCGCCGCUUUCGCUAACACUCAUCCCGCCUUCAGUUAUCCUCGAGCAUAUCCACCAGGUGUGGUUGAGCUGGGCGGAAUUCACUGCCGACCUGCUGAACCUCUUUCGCGUUCCAUUGAAGAGUUUGUCUCCGGUGCCGGUAAUGAUGGCUUCGUUCUAUUCGGAGUCGGUUCCAUUAUCCCGAUGGACGAAAUGCCUCGUCAAAUGUUGGACGUCUUUAUUCGAGUAUUUUCCCGGUUACGCCAGCGCGUCGUCUGGCAAUGGAGGGGAACCAACAAGCCGGCCAAUUUGUCCGAUAAUAUUUUACUACUUGACUGGCUCCCUCAGCAGGAUCUCUUAGGUCACGAGAAAUGUCGACUUUUCCUAACUCACGGGGGUCUACUCAGUACCCAAGAGGCAAUCUACCAUGGUGUUCCCGUUCUCGGUCUUCCCUUCAUAAGUGAUCAGUUGCUCAACAUGGACAAGGCAGUGCGUGACGGGUACGCCCUUCAACUGCGUUGGAACCAGAUCGAAGAGAAGCUGCUACAUCGCACAAUCCGGCAGUUGAUUUACAAAGACACUUAUGUCACAAAUGUCAAACGACGCCAGAGUUUGCUGCGUGACCAGUCUGAAACUCCGCUGGAACGCGGAUUGUACUGGACCGAGUAUAUUGCUCGUCACAAGGGUGCCAAGCACCUCCAGCUGGGCUCACGAGACCUCAAUCGUUUUCAGCGAUCGCUGAUCGACGUCUACCUCAUUCUUGCCACCGCUACUAGCCUUUUCAUUUUCGUCACUUGGCGUUGUCUCCGACGCUUCGAAUUUUUCAUUCGCUUCAUCAAACUCGAUUUGUUUUAGACUCCGCUAUUUCAUUUUGCACUUCGUUUUGCGAUUUCAUUGUUUUAUUGGUUAUUGUAAAUUAUCAUUUCAUUGUCAUUGGAGUUAAUCUAGCGUUAUAUCACUUGAUUUGUCUAGACAAUGAUGCUUGUGCAAUCAGCAACAAGUGGCGUCGACUUCCCUACAUGUCCUCACAAAACCUGUAAAUACUAACAUUUAAAGGCUGCGAUAAAUGACGUACGUGUGUCACGAUCA
Messenger RNA from Daphnia magna, 2639 nucleotides. RefSeq names its product UDP-glucuronosyltransferase 2B14. The transcript is spliced from 9 exons. Lineage: Eukaryota; Metazoa; Arthropoda; Branchiopoda; Diplostraca; Daphniidae. The coding region runs from base 831 to 2405 and encodes 524 amino acids. Gene Ontology annotation, molecular function: UDP-glycosyltransferase activity. The record is from RefSeq and is a predicted model, not a curated record.